Messenger RNA from Saccostrea cuccullata (small rock oyster), 1015 nucleotides. RefSeq names its product multiple epidermal growth factor-like domains protein 11. Gene Ontology annotation, molecular function: scavenger receptor activity. Lineage: Eukaryota; Metazoa; Mollusca; Bivalvia; Ostreida; Ostreidae. The transcript is spliced from 7 exons. Bases 69 to 938 code for a protein of 289 amino acids. The record is from RefSeq and is a predicted model, not a curated record.
UGAGGAGAAACUAUGGAGAGGAUUGCAAAGGAGUGUGUCAUUGUGAUUCAUGCAACCGAUUUACGGGAAUGUGCAUCGGGCCAUGCUCUGCGGGAUGGAAUGGUCUUAAAUGCAAUAAAGAAUGCAGUGGGGAAUAUUACGGGAUAAACUGCUCUAGUAAAUGUGGAGACUGUUUGAACUUUGAACAAUGUCACCAUAUAACCGUUUCUUGUUUGAAUGGAUGUGAUCUUGGUGUUUUUGGAGAAAAAUAUGCCAGUCAGUGCCCAGCUGGACAAUACGGAAGAAACUGUGUAAAGAUUUGUUCCCAGAAUUGUCGGUUUUUUCAUAAAUGUGACCGUAGAUCCGGUUCUUGUCAGGAUGGUUGUGAAAGCGGAUGGAAAGGGCUUAAAUGCGAAUCAGAAUGCAAUUCCAAUAUGUUCGGGGCGGGUUGUAGUAGACAGUGUGGACAUUGUCUGGAUAGAGCUCAGUGUCAUCAUAUAAAUGGAACGUGCCCCUCUGGAUGUGACGCAGGGUACACUGGUGAUACGUGCACUGAUGUCUGUCAGCCCGGGUCCUAUGGAGUUGGCUGUAACCAAAAGUGCAGUGCCUUUUGUUCCGUGUCAGGUAUUUGUGACCAUGUGACCGGAGCCUGCAAACAAGGGUGUAAAAGAGGCUGGAUUGGACUGGAUUGCUUAGAGGUAAAGGAGAAAGAUGAAAACAAUAUACGACUUUACAUCAUCGGAGGCACUCUCAGCAUCAGUGUAAUUGCUAACGUUCUUAUGUUAGUAUAUGUCAUCCACAUAAGAGGCAAAGUAAAACAGUUAAAAACUAUGGAUAAGUACAGAAAAGGUCAGGCAAACAGUAUGAAGACUACAGAGGGGAAAUAUGAUACAAUAAUACAUUCCUCAAACUCGGAUUAUCAGGAACUUGGAGUGAUGGGCCAACAACCUACAAAUUAGCUCAUGCUUCCUCUUGGUUCUACUGGCACAGCUGUGUUUUCUUGAAUAUUUUUUCUUAUUAUUCACAUUUUUAAAGA